Molecule: messenger RNA, 1740 nt
Organism: Hymenoscyphus albidus
Lineage: Eukaryota; Fungi; Ascomycota; Leotiomycetes; Helotiales; Helotiaceae
Source: the annotation of a GenBank genome assembly
AAUAGCCUCAGUAACAACUCGGGAAAGUUCCACCAUGGAAUCACUCCACUCCAGACUCUCCCCGCAUUCCAUGCAGAUAUCGUCAAAAUUCCCAACUUCAUAGCUUCAGUCUCUGCAAUCCGCAGAAGAAUCGAAAUGUUACAAACCCUCCGUCUCGCAGUCUCCCAAUCCCACACCCUCCCCACCACCCCUCUCACCCUCCUCGCCCUCGAGCAAACUACCAGAAAAGCCGCCGCCCAAUCCAUAGACCUCAUCCUCUUCCCCGAGGCCUACCUAGGAGGAUAUCCACGAACGGCCACCUUCGGGGCAGCAGUCGGUGCACGCAGACCGGAGGGGAGGGAGCAAUUCCUACAUUAUUUCAAGGAUGCGGUGGAUCUGGGGGAUACACCCGAGGGCGCGGGAAGUGCAUGGGUAGAGAGGAAGCUGCCGACGAAGGAGGGAGAGGUGAGGGGAGACGGGACGAGAGAGGAAUUGGAGAGGAUUGCGAGGGAGACGGGGGUAUUUGUCAUAACUGGGUUGGUGGAGAGGUGUGCGGGGACGUUGUAUUGUGGGGUUGUGUAUGUUUGUCCCAGACUGGGGGUUGUUGGGAAGAGGAGAAAGGUUAUGCCGGUAUGUAUUUUGUUGUUUGAUCUCGCGGCAUGUUGGGUUGGAUUUCUACGAGUUUACAAAGAUAUCGGGUGAUGGGGGUUGGGAUGAUUGGAAAUUGAGUUUCUGAUUCUCCUGCACCUCGUUGGAUCAUACUUUCAAUUACCUCGGAAUUUCUAAUGGAAUCCCAGGCAGCGAAAUAUCUGGUGAUCUUAUGCUAACUUCAACCCAGACAGGUACGGAAAGAUUGAUAUGGGGCCAAGGCCAACCAUCUUCUCUUCGAGCGAUUACAACUACCAUCAAAGGCGUUAAGUUGACUCUGGCUGCUGCCAUAUGCUGGGAGAAUUACAUGCCAUUGUUGCGUCAAUCGUUAUAUUCUCAGAACGUCAAUCUAUACUUAGCUCCGACGGCAGAUGGAAGAGAUACCUGGCUACCACUUAUGCAAACUGUAGCUGUGGAAGGACGUUGUGUGGUAUUGAGCGCAAACCAAUGCAUGGCGAAAUCUAAGAUUCCGGAUUGGAUUACUUCCAACGAACCACAAGCUCAUGUCGAGCAUACAAAUGGCAAGGAGGGUACACAUGAAGGUUCCAGUUCCCCACGUCUAGGAAGGAAAUCAACAAUCACAGAUGAUGGCCACGAAAGUGUGAUUCCAGAGGCAGAGGAGCGACCACCCGCAGCAAGACUGAGAAGGAAAUCGACCAUCACAGAAGAUGGUCAUGAAAUCGUAUUGCCAGAAAUAGAGGAGAGACCACCGAUGGCAAAAUUAAGAAGAAAAUCAACCAUCACGGAAGAUGGCCAUGAAAUCGUUUUUCCCCUUACAACAUUUCACAAGGAACCAGAAAAGACAACAGAGGUACAACCAAAGUUGACUGAAGCAGAAUAUCUAUCGAGGGGUGGUUCUUGCAUAAUAUCGCCACUAGGGGACGUAUUGCGAGGUCCCCUUUGGGACGAUGAACAUGGGUUGCUUGCUGUCGAUGUGGACUUUGAUGAUUGUCUUCGAGGAAGACUCGAUCUUGAUGUUGGAGGAAGUUAUUCUAGGUACAGUAUCUUUUUUGCCCAAUCUGUUUUUGUGGUGGGCUACAACUGACUGCUUUCUCUAGAAACGAUUCUUUCAAACUGACCGUGGAAGGGUUAGAUCUUAGUCCGCCUCCAUGA